This is a messenger RNA of Aureobasidium namibiae CBS 147.97, 729 nucleotides long. Its product is annotated as adenine nucleotide alpha hydrolases-like protein. Gene Ontology annotation, molecular function: FMN adenylyltransferase activity. The transcript is spliced from 3 exons. The annotation marks the transcript as partial. Gene Ontology annotation, biological process: FAD biosynthetic process. NCBI's taxonomy places the organism in Eukaryota, Fungi, Ascomycota, Dothideomycetes, Dothideales, Saccotheciaceae. The record is from RefSeq and is a predicted model, not a curated record.
GAGCACCUGCCCGCCCUCUGCGCAAAGGUCCAUGCCAGAGUCACGGCUUUCCUGGCCGCCCAAGCAUCCACCGACCGCCUGCAGGGUGUACAGGACCAGACUCGGCUGAGUCUCAGGGUUCUCGAAGAGGCGCUCGAGCGAUAUAGUCUCACCGAACUCUCCUUCUCGUACAAUGGUGGCAAGGACUGUCUAGUCCUCCUCAUCCUCUAUCUCGCCGCCUUGCACGCACACUCGGUCAAGACGGCAACGCCGCUGCCGGACAAGCUGCAGUCCGUCUAUAUCGUGUCGCCUCAUCCAUUCACCGAAGUCGAGGACUUUGUACAAUUGUCCAUCGACACAUAUCAUCUGGAUCUGGCUCGCUAUGCCGAAUCCAUGCGAACGGCCUUUGAGAACUAUCUGCACGACCACGCCCACGUCAAAGCAAUCUUUGUGGGCACGCGGCGGACAGAUCCUCAUGGAGCCACACUAAAGUACUUCGACCCGACGGACAGAGGGUGGCCCGCAUUUAUGAGGAUACAUCCCGUGAUAGACUGGCACUAUGCUGAAGUGUGGACUUUUAUACGACACCUGAACAUACCUUAUUGCUCGCUCUACGACAAGGGCUACACAUCUCUUGGAGGAACUACAGAUACACAUCCGAACCCUGUUCUGAAGGCGAACAGCGAGAACGGUUCAUAUAGACCCGCAUACGAGUUGGUCCAGGAUGAUGAGGAGAGACUAGGCAGAGAC